Bicyclus anynana (squinting bush brown) is the source of this 3622-nucleotide messenger RNA. RefSeq names its product replication factor C subunit 4. The transcript is spliced from 6 exons. Lineage: Eukaryota; Metazoa; Arthropoda; Insecta; Lepidoptera; Nymphalidae. Gene Ontology annotation, cellular component: DNA replication factor C complex; nucleus. Bases 126 to 1178 code for a protein of 350 amino acids. Gene Ontology annotation, biological process: DNA-templated DNA replication; DNA repair. Gene Ontology annotation, molecular function: ATP binding; DNA clamp loader activity; ATP hydrolysis activity. The record is from RefSeq and is a predicted model, not a curated record.
GACGUCAAAAUUCAAAUGUCAAAACACAUUCAUUUUGCCGCCGGAAAAUUAUUUUGUAAUUUGUUAAAAGUUAUUAUACCUUACUUUCAUAUUGGUAUUGCUUAUUUAGUUAAAUAAUUAAUAAAAUGCAAGCGUUCUUGAAAACUGGAAAAAUAUCCAGCGCUGAUAAGCCAUCCUCGUCAGGUGUUAAACCUAGCAAGAAAAAACCUCCCGCGCCUUGGGUAGAAAAAUACCGUCCAAAAACAAUAGAUGACAUCGUUGACCAAGGUGAGGUUAUUCAAGUGCUCAGAGAAUGUUUGGCCGGAGGAGAUCUCCCGCAUUUGUUGUUUUAUGGGCCACCAGGGACUGGCAAGACGAGCGCCAUUCUCGCAGCGGCUAGGCAACUCUUCGGAGAUAUUACAAGAGAUCGUGUAUUAGAGCUAAAUGCCUCUGACGAAAGAGGCAUACAAGUCAUCCGCGACAAAGUGAAAUCGUUCGCACAAUUGACUGUUAGCAGCACCAGACCUGAUGGCAGACCUUGCCCUCCAUACAAAUUAGUGAUACUUGAUGAGGCAGAUUCAAUGACUACAGCGGCUCAAGCAGCAUUGCGUCGCACUAUGGAAAGAGAGACUCGUACAACACGCUUUUGUCUCAUUUGCAAUUAUGUGUCCAGAAUUAUUCCACCUAUCACCAGUCGAUGCUCCAAGUUCAGAUUCAAGCCGUUGGCUAGAGAGAAUGUCAUUAAAAGGUUACAAGACGUGUGUGUAGCUGAGGGGGUGGAUGUAGGGGAUGGAGAAGUUCUCCAUCAGGCUGUUGAUACAUGCGAAGGAGACAUGCGCCGAGCACUCACUGCUUUGCAGUGUUGCCAGCGACUGCUUGGGAAAAUAACUUCGGAAGGGUUGAUUGAGGUAACAGGCCUAGUUCCCGAUAAACUGAUCAAUGAGUUCCUCAGCAUCAAGAACUACAAUGAACUAGAAAAGUAUGUUGAAAAUUUCCUCAUGGAGGCCUACUCCGCAUCACAACUCCUAGAGCAGCUAAGCGCGACCGUGGUCAACAGUGGCCACUUGACCAAUAAACAGAAAUGUGUCAUCAGCGAGAAGGUAGCCGUCUGUUCCCAUAGACUCCUAGACGGAGGCGCGGAGGUUAUGCAGCUUACUGACCUCGGCUGUACUAUUAUUAUGGCGAAUAAUAAUCCAUGAUUUUGGUGCUCUGGAUGGAUGGCUGGAAAAUACUGGGCGUUUUCAAGAUAGUCUAUUAUAAUAAAAAAAAACAGUGCCUUAGACCACACCAUUGAUGUAACACUUCUUUAGCUCUCCAUCUUAACGUCUCGUCUAUUACAAUUUUCGUAACGCAUUCUGCCCAAGUAAAGCGUGGAUAAAGUAAUUUACUUCAAAAAGCUUACUUCGAUAUUUCUAGAACUUGGAUAUAGACAUGGCAACACAUUCCGAAAAUUUUUUGUUCAACACAUAUUAUGUUUGUGUCUAAGGUCGAUGGUUUGUGUAUUGUCUGUACCUACCUAAUUAUAGGCAACAGGUACAUCAUUCUAAGUAUCUUUUCAGUUGGACGUCAUGUAUUUCAUUUAUACAUACAUACACUACACAAGCUAUGUGUGUAAAUGUGUGGAAAUGCCUGAUGGUGUUGGGGAGGAUUGUUGUUAUUUAACUGUACCUACUGUACACACAAAUAUGGACAAGUACAUAAUCUAUACUAAUAUUAUAAAGCUGAAGAGUUUGUUUGUUUGAUUGAACGUGCUAAUCUCAGGAACUACUGGUCCGAUUUAAAAAAUUCUUUCAGUGUUAGAUAGCCCAUAUAUCGAGGUAGGCUAUAUUUUAUCCCCGUAUUCCUACGAGAACGGGAACCACGCGGGUGAAACCGCGCGGCGUCAGCUAGUAAUAAUAUAAAAAAAAUUGAAUGAUGCUGAAGCAAUAUUCUGUUGUGCACAAUAUUUUCGGUAAAUUGAGUUUUUAGCAUUUCGUUUUUUUUUUGUAAUCGUUGCAGUUACUUAACUAUAUUAACUUCGUAGUAUUUUAGACUUUGGAUCCGCCCUCAUAAAAAUUACUAACAUGAUUUUUAUAAUUAUGUGCAUUUUAAUUUUAUUCAUAGAGACCAAUUUUAAACAUAAAUAAUCGUGUUCUUUUUCGCUGUUCCCCUUUGCACGUUACACUCCGGUAAUCGCUGGGGUGAUUUUACGUCACUGAAUAAAUUUAAUUGAAGUCAAUAUACUUACUCCAAUAUUAGUGUUACUGUUUUAAACUGGCUAUGCAGGAUCUUUAUUUUGCAAUGGUGAUACGUGAACAGUACCUAGAUACGAGUAAAAUUAAAACUUUUAUAUAAAUUUCAUCAUGAGGCCUAUUGGAAGCCUGGGAAAUUUAAAUCAAAAUUUUUGGGAUCCAUCAGGAAGUUCCGUGUUCGUCAUGUCUUCAUACUUCCUCUAUUCUCUUCUUUGUAUCUUUGACGAGCCAGGUUGCAAUUCAGAUUCUGAUUCGGGAGCAGUAUCUUUUGUUGAAUGAUAGGGGUAGGACAGAGCGUCAGUUAUGGAAGUAUGGACUUACUGCACCUUAAAAGUGUCUUUUACCAGUAAUUCAUUCCAUUACGUUGCUUAAGAAUUUUGUAGAUUUUCGACACGGUUUUUGGUUCAGUAUAACUUUAAUUAAUUAUCAGUAUUAUAAGUUUGUAUUCUAUGACAAAAUUUUCUAGAACCAAAAUUAUUGAGAAUUCAAUUUGUUUCAAAAAAUGUCCUAAUAUUUUUUUGUGAGUAGUAUAUUUAGGCCACUUGAGCGAAAAUUCUGUUUCCACCCCAAUAAAGCGGCUGAUGCUUCUAAGCAUCAGUCCCUGUAUACCCCAAAAACUUGGUUUAAGCUAACCCAGGCUCCAAGAUGAAACAAAAAAAAAAUAUCUGCCGUUUAUUGAGGCUAAUAAAUGAAGAUUUCAACGGACUAGAGGUCAUUCUGGAUUUACCUCGCAUAGCUUUAUCGGUUUAUUAUCAGGGUAAACUAAAGGUAAACUUUAUUUCAGAUUUUCAUUUUUUAUAUUAUGUCAGACUUGUAGACAGGAUUCAUUAACCGACUUCAAAAAAAGGAGGAGUUUCUCAAUUCGUGUAUGUGUUUUUUUAAUGUUUGUUACCUCAAAACUUCUUAGUAGUUUUGUGUUAAAAUCAAAAUACUACUACUAGGUCUUUAAAGUCCGUUCCAUUUUUAUGUUAAAACGAUUAUUUGUACAUCACAAAAUGUGUUUGAAAUAACAAAAAGUCCCAGCCAACCUUAAAAGCUAGUUUUAGGUUUGUUCGUUCAUCAAUGGACGUUUUUGUGUAAAUCACUCUAAUGCUUAGUUUUUAUCGCUGCUCUUGCAAAAAGUGCCUUAAACGUUUGUUCUCACAUGAGUGUUUCGUGCUAGUAACGUAUUACACGAAUUAUGCAAUACAUUCCGACUUUAUUAAUUACUCACUCUCGAUGAAAAAAUAUACCUACCUACUUGUAUUGUAUUUUUAUAAAUAGCAGAAUCUUUGAUGCGGAAAAUGGAUGUGAAUUGUUCUUAUUAAAAUCAAUACUGAGAAACUUUAAUGUUGAUACUGAUGUUUUAAUAUUGUAUUCUGCGAAUUGUCUCAUUGUACCGAGUUUACAGUAAAUAAAUGUUUCGCAAGCUA